CUCUCCUCAAUGUCCUCCUAACCGAUCGCCAAAAUCAAUAAAAAAAGAGCCAUAAAUACGUCCAAUCAAUUGGAUUCGCUGUAUAAAAAAAUAACAAAUUCGGAUUCUCUCAAAUUUUCUCAAAAAAUUUUUUUUUUUUUUCUCUCGCUGUAAUGAUUCGAAUCCCUACAAUCCUUACCGUUUGCACUGCCUAAUUUUUCAUCCGCUCCACUUUCCUCGGGUCCCUUCGAUACCGUCGACUCAUACCUACCGCAGAGGCUACCGGUUGCUUUCUAUUUGAUGGCCUGUCUACAUAAGUCGUCUAUUUCUUCGUUUCCGUGCAAGCGGGUUUGAAGCGUUUCUUGUUACUCUUUCACCUACUUUCUUUCUCGGAAGGUCUCCGUAGUCUGCCAUGGAUCUGAAGCUUUUGAAUGCGCCUGCUUGGUUUGCCAAGCCGUUGGCAAUCGGAGGUCGGAGUGCCACCGCUCCCUUUUCGGUUCCGACGCCGAAAAAGGCCCUAUUUGGGCCGGUUCUUCUGGCAUCGCCGGAGAAGAAGCUCCUUUCAAUCCAAAGAGCGCUUGCCAGUUCGAGGGAGAGGGUGGAUGUCAGCCAAAUGUUAACCUUGGAAAGUAUUAGGCUUGCUUUAAUAAGGCAAGAGGAUAGCAUAAUAUUUGCCCUUUUGGAACGUGCAAAGUAUUGCUAUAAUGCUGAUACAUAUGAUCGUAGUGUGUUCUCAAUGAAUGGAUUUCAUGGUUCUUUAGUUGAGUAUAUGGUCAAAGAAACAGAAAGGCUUCAUGCGAAGGUUGGAAGAUACAAGAGCCCUGAUGAGCAUCCUUUCUUUCCAGAGGAUUUGUCUGAGCCAAUGCUUCCUCCUAUGCAAUAUCCAAAGGUGUUGCAUCAUGCUGCAGAUUCUAUAAAUAUAAACAAGAUAAUAUGGCAAAUGUACUUCAACGAUCUACUUCCCAGAUUAGUAAAAAGUGGAAAUGAUGGAAAUUGUGGAUCAAGUUCUGUUUGUGACACAAUUUGCUUGCAGUCAUUAUCAAAGAGAAUCCAUUAUGGAAAGUUUGUUGCUGAGGCCAAGUUUCUGGAGAACCCUGAUCGGUACCGAACUGCCAUAAAAGCCCAGGAUGGAGAUAAAAUUUUGAAUAUGUUGACAUACGAAUCGGUCGAGAAUGUAGUCAAAGAGAGGGUAGAAACGAAGGCCAAACUUUUUGGGCAGGAGGUGACCGUUGGUACUACUAGUGACAGGAAACACCAACCAGAAUUUAAAAUCAAGCCUAGUUUGGUUGCUGAGCUUUAUGAAAAGUGGAUCAUGCCGCUUACCAAGAAAGUCCAAGUGGAGUACUUGCUAAGGAGGUUAGAUUGAUGAGUUUGUUCAUAAAAAUAAAAUAAAUAAAUAAGAAAAUCAUCAUUAAAUUGAUGACGAGAAAUCAGAAGGAGCUUGUAUGCUUUUUGUUGCUUUCUGGAAAGAAAUAAUUGUGUUCUUUGGUUUUUUUUU
Molecule: messenger RNA, 1477 nt
Organism: Dendrobium catenatum
Lineage: Eukaryota; Viridiplantae; Streptophyta; Magnoliopsida; Asparagales; Orchidaceae
Product: chorismate mutase 1, chloroplastic
Exons: 6
Coding region: 392-1345 (317 amino acids)
Biological process (GO): aromatic amino acid biosynthetic process; chorismate metabolic process
Cellular component (GO): cytoplasm
Molecular function (GO): chorismate mutase activity
Source: RefSeq, a predicted model, not a curated record